This is a messenger RNA of Sphaeramia orbicularis (orbiculate cardinalfish), 2991 nucleotides long. It is a transcript of the gene pcbd1, whose product is annotated as pterin-4 alpha-carbinolamine dehydratase/dimerization cofactor of hepatocyte nuclear factor 1 alpha. Lineage: Eukaryota; Metazoa; Chordata; Actinopteri; Kurtiformes; Apogonidae. Gene Ontology annotation, biological process: tetrahydrobiopterin biosynthetic process. The record is from RefSeq and is a predicted model, not a curated record. The coding region runs from base 98 to 406 and encodes 102 amino acids. The transcript has 4 exons. Gene Ontology annotation, molecular function: 4-alpha-hydroxytetrahydrobiopterin dehydratase activity.
ACUAAGCAGGACCUACAGCUCAUGUAUCAGAUGGUUUCACUCCAGUUGCUGCUGCAGAUUUGUGCAAAAGGGAGCUGGAGCUGAACACUCUGCAAACAUGGCCGCCAAGAUCCAGAGUCUGACCGAGGAGGAGAGGAACCACCUCCUGCCCCUGCUCCAGAACGCUCAGUGGGUGGAGGUGGUGGGCCGGGACGCCAUCUACAAGGAGUUCAUAUUCAAGGACUUCAACCAGGCCUUUGGCUUCAUGUCCAGAGUGGCUCUACAGGCGGAAAAGAUGGACCACCACCCUGAAUGGUUCAACGUCUACAACAAGGUCCAGAUCACCCUCAGCACCCACGACUGCGGAGGUUUGUCCCAGCGCGACAUCACUUUAGCCACGUUCAUCGACCAGGCGUCGCUGAUGUGAGAACGCAGACGAGCAGGACUGAAAACCCAAAGAAGAGCGACCGAAUCCUCACUUUACUGUGAACCUUGUAGCUGAAGUGUUUAAACAUGUUCAUUCCAUGUGUUUCCAGGUAACAUUUACAACUGUGGUGUCUUAUGUGCCAAAUAUUUUGUAAUAUUUUCUUGAACUUGAGUAAAACAUGACCCAGAUCCUAGUCCUCGUCACACUGAAAGCUUUUAUUGAAAACAGGACACGGUUAUGGUUGUGUAACUGCCUCAGGUCCUUCUGACUGAACAUGACCUCUGACCUCGGCAGAUACUUAACAAAACACAUGCGAUGGAGGACAAAUCUCAGAGUAUUGCAGUCCGAAAAGAGGAAUAACCAGCCGACUCGCACACAUUAAACGUUACACGCCUGACGUAUGUGUCUACAGUAUCUGUUCUGAAAGAGCAGUGAACUUUAAGGAUGUUUGUUCCGAAGCCGGAUCCCUGAGGAUGUCAGACAGAAACAAACCGCUACCCCUCAAACCUCUGAAGGCACCGAGCUCACAGCUCAUUAUUGCUACAAAAUGUUCCCGUGUCAUUAAACGCAGCACGAAGGAACGAGCCACAAACUCGCUGCCCAGUGCUGCUUAAAGAUGAACUUGCAUUAAAGGUUUUUAUUUAAAAAAGGUUUUUUUUUGCCAGUCAUUUGAGAACAUUUCUUCGGCGCAAAAGGGACUGAAUAAAAGAUUUUUUGCCUAUAACUGGGCGCGAUAUCUAUGAAUAAAAGGUGACAAUUAAUCGAUUAGUCGUCAAGUCGAUGAAUUGGUUCAAGACACAUUUGACUCCAACAUCUUAAAUUACAACAUUUUCUUAUCAUAUUUACUCAUUCUUGACUGUAAACUGAAUAUGUGAUGGUUGUAAACAGAGUUGAGUGAUUAUUUGAUUAAUCGAUUGUCAUGUACAUUCAUAACUGAUUAAUCAAGUACUUUUUGGAGGAAAUCACCUUCAGUCAAAUCAGCUUUUUUAACUUUAUGCUUUUUUUUGUAAUUUGACUAUUAUCGUGGAGCUUAAUUCUUAUUCACCAUUUUUCUUUAAAUUUUAUAGAAAAUAGCAAAUAAUUUUUGUGCUUUUAAUCUCAUCAAUAGAACUUUUGAAGCUUCUUAAUUGGGAAUAUUUUCAGUUUUCUUUCCAUUAAUGAAUAUUUCAGGGUUGUGACCAAAUGAGACAUUUAACAUCAGCAUUUUUUUUUUACCAAACAACUAAUUGAUUAAUCAAGAAAAUAGCUGACAGGUUAAUUAAAAGUUACAGUUAUUGUUAAUUCCAGACCUUGUUUUGGACCAAACAAGAACAAAUGAGCUCCUGAUGAACAACUAAUCGAUUAAUUGGAAAAUGCACAAUAAUCGUUACUUGCGGCCUCAGAGAAGACCUUGAGUCGUUAUAAAAGCUGUCAUAUCUGUUAACCAGGCACUGACUAAAAGACGGACAAAUAUCUUAACCUGAAGAUGAACUCGUCUGCAGUUCUGAUCACGGGACAUGAACCCAAAUACAUUCACAUCUAAUCUCUUUGACGACACACAAACACAAAUAAAUCCAUUAUUAAACAUGCAGUGGUCACACAAACGGCUGAAUUCCUUCCUGUCUUUAACCAUUAACAGCAGGGCAUUCAUUCCCCUCUGUGUCACUUCAUAAAAGGUAAGAUUACAUAUUGCACAAACAUGGGAAUCAUUAUUUCAUGGGAAAAUUCAGGAAAAAAAGCCCAUGAUAAAAAAAAAAAAAAAAAAAAAAAAAAGACGACAGGGAAGGAGAAGGCGUCGUUUCCAAUCAGUCUGUGCAUCAAAACCAAUGAAACAGUUUGUUUUCAGUAUCUAAGCACACGUACAGUCAAAUGCCCUCAAGGAUCGUGUUGUUAGAAAUGGAAAAAAAAAAAACACUAUCUGAGUGUGUCUGAAUUAAUGACAUUUGCAUUGAGUAGAAACUGAGGUAGAUUGAAUUAGGAGACGAAUGAAUAAAAAGGUGAUGGUGCGCAGGAAUCUCCGCAGACGACACAGGAAAUAAGGACGACGCAGACGACUGCAGACCGGAGUAGAAAAAACAGAGUUAGUCCUGUCUUAAUAAAAACAUGUUACAUUUCACUGCUUCUCAAAAUCUAAGAGCUUUGGAUUCCUCUAGUUGAUGUCUCCCUUAUCUUAUAUUUUUAUGGAACAGUAAAACCGAAAGCUCCCAAGUAUCCAAACCUCCCCCCCGUCUACGCUUCCAUCCGCUGUAGACGGGUCAUAAAUGCAAACCUAACGUACAAAAAUGUCUUAAUAAGUGCCAACAAACUAUGAUGUACAUGCUCAUGCUUACAGACGUCACACCCCCGACAUCAGAGCUGUAGAUUCAAGUGAUUCGCAGAUUAACCUGAUGUGUCGAUGCCGGGGCUUCGCAGUGCUUUUCAGAGAACUAUGAUGAUGAUGAUGAUGAUGAUGGGUCCAGUCUGGUACAGUACAUGGGGUUUCAUGCUAGAGGGCAGCACAGCGACUCUUAUAAGCGUUCAGUGGUCUAGUUUUUGCCAAAUCAUCACUUGGGAGUGAAUCAGUGACGGCUGCGAUGCUGAAAUGAUCCGACAAACAAACACAAAAU